Molecule: messenger RNA, 1176 nt
Organism: Heterobasidion irregulare TC 32-1
Lineage: Eukaryota; Fungi; Basidiomycota; Agaricomycetes; Russulales; Bondarzewiaceae
Gene: nor1
Product: NADP-dependent oxidoreductases 1
Exons: 10
Coding region: 6-1034 (342 amino acids)
Molecular function (GO): oxidoreductase activity, acting on the CH-CH group of donors, NAD or NADP as acceptor
Source: RefSeq, a predicted model, not a curated record
ACAGCAUGAGCCCAUCUCACUACACUCGCAUCGUCCUCAAUGAGAGACCCGUGAGCGACAUCGACGCCAACACAUUUCGGCAGGAGAGUGUUCCGUUCGACUUGAAACCUGCGACUGGCCAGGUGCUCGUAAAGACGACAUGGCUUUCCACCGAUCCAUCCAUGCGUGCUUGGUUGAACGACAAGCGAGGGUAUCUACCACCAGUGCAAAUUGGAGAGACCAUGCGCGCUGCUGGUCUCGCGACUAUCGUGGAAGCGGGAGAGGGCUCUAAACUGCCGUCCGGGCAGCUUGUUGCAUGUGUACCUGGCUGGGCCGAGUAUGCGGUGCUGAGCGAGAAGGACGUCACACCGAUUCAUUUACCGCCUGGUGCACAGGCGCUGGAUUUUCUGGGUCCUCUCGGAUACACAGGCUUGACCGCUUACUUUGGUCUCGAUGACAUCGCCAAGGUCAAGCCAGGCGAGAUAAUGGUCGUCUCAGGCGCGGCCGGGGCUGUCGGUUCCAUUGCCUGCCAAAUCGGAAAGCGACAAGGCGCGAAGGUGAUCGCCAUUGCUGGAACGGACGAAAAAUGUCGAUGGCUUGAAAAGGAGCUUGGCGUUGACAAGGCGCUCAACUACAAGAGCCCCACAUUCCACAAAGAAUUUGUCGAUGCCGUGGAUUACCUCGAUGUAUUCUUCGACAAUGUCGGGGGUGAUAUCUUGAACUUCGCCUUGACUCGGCUGAAGCAGCAUGCUAGAAUUGUACUCUGUGGUGCUAUUUCGGAUUACAACAAUGCAAAACCCAAGGGCCUCACGUCAUAUAUGAACAUCAUCACUCAACGCGCAAAACUCCAAGGAUUGAUCAUCCUGGAUUACGCACCUCAAUACGCUGCUGCAAGGGAAGUAAUCGCUGGCUGGUUGGCCGAUGGUUCCCUUAAGCGCAAGUUCCACAUCGUAGAAGGCCUCGAGAACGCGCCAAAAGCUCUUCCGAUGCUCUUUAAUGGUGGAAACACGGGGAAACUAGUCAUUCACGUCUCGGGGCCGUCUGCGAAGCUCUGAACAUUUGAUUGAAAUGUACUUACCCGGGGCGAGGGACUCGUCAAUCUCGAGGAUAGGCUUCUUUCUUGGAUGAGACUUUUUGGCUGCAUCUAAUUUAACUUCUUGAUCGCACUUCAAAUGACUCGUAACAAGCAAAAUGAUC